UUGGCGCCAAUUUACUCACCAAACUUGCGUGACCAACCGAGUAACUAACCAUCAUCAAAUUGAAUGGCAUAAAAAUUUAAAAAAUAACGGCUUCUGAGCGAACUUCGAGCACCCUAACUGCGUAGUGGUGAACCAUGUUCAUCCCUAACCAAAACAGAUUCCGCCUAUAAAUAUCACACCUUAGCUCUCGUUAUCUCCCGCACAUUCAUUUUCGACUCAAAAUUUUAAUUAACAAAGUGACCGAGAGUUCUCUUCUUCUCUACACCUUUUUCACUGAGUUUGUGACUCUCAUAUUCAACUACCAAUCUACCAUGGUUGUUGCACAGAAACUGAAAGAAGCUGAAAUCACUGAGCAGGAUUCUCUUCUUCUGACGAGGAACCUGCUCCGAAUUGCCAUAUUCAACAUCAGUUAUAUCAGAGGACUAUUUCCUGAGAAGUACUUCAACGACAAAACUGUUCCUGCAUUAGAGAUGAAGAUCAAAAAGCUUUUGCCGGUGGAUGCUGAGUCUCGCAGACUCAUUGAUUGGAUGGAGAAAGGUGUUUACGAUGCCUUACAGAAGAAAUACCUGAAGACGCUUCUAUUCUGUGUGUGCGAAUCAUUGGAUGGACCAAUGAUUGAGGAAUAUGCAUUUUCGUUUAACUAUUCGGAUUCUGACAAGCAAGAGGUUUCCAUGAAUAUCAACCGCACUGGAAGCAAAAAGCAAGGGGGGGCCUUCAAGUGUAACUCGACUACAGAUAUUACUCCCCAGCAGAUGAGGAGUUCUGCUUGUAAAAUGAUAAGAACUCUAGUUCAGUUGAUGAGAACUCUGGAGAAAAUGCCUGAAGAGCGUACCAUUCUGAUGAAGCUUCUCUACUAUGACGAUGUGACGCCAACAGAUUAUGAGCCUCCUUUCUUCAGGGGCUGCACAGAAGAAGAAGCGAAUCAUCCUUGGAUGAAAAGUCCAUUGAAAAUGGAGGUCGGGAAUGUAAACAGCAAGCAUUUUGUAUUAGCUUUGAAGGUGAAGAGUGUGCUUGACCCUUGUGAGGAUGACAAUGAGGGAAUCCAAGAUGAUAUGAGCACUGGUGAUGAUUCCAUGCAAAAUAAUGAGUAUUAUGAUACUGACAGUGAGGUUGAUCACUCUCAAGGGGAUCAAUAUAUAGUUGCACCCAUAGAGAAACAGCAAGCACAGGAAGAUAAUGGUGAGAUUGAUGAAGAUACCCAGGACCCGGUUGAAGAUGAGCAACAACUAGUCCGGAUCAAGGAGUGGAUCAACUGUUGUCACCUUGAUACCAUUGAUCUUACUGACGUUCUAUCAAAUUUUCCAGACAUCUCAGUGGUUCUGACAGAAGAGAUCAUGGACAACCUUGUCAAGGAAGGUGUGCUAUCAAAAAUAGGGAAUGACACCUAUGCUAUUAAUAAGGACAAGAAAUCUGAAUAUGAGUUCACCAUUGUGAAAGAAGAAACCGAUGGUCAAAUUCCUCAAGUCUUUGAUAAAACUUUGCAGGUUGAAGAUCUCAUAUACAUGAAACUUUGGUAUAAAUAUCUUCCGAUGGCGUAUGUGUCAGUCACAAAGCUUCAAAGCUCACUCCAGGGAGAAGUAAGCCAAACAGCAGCAAGAAAGAUAAUUGACAAAAUGGCCCGGGAUGGGUUUGUUGAACCUAAAGGCAACAAAAGACUAGGAAAACGUGUGAUCCAUUCUGAGUUGACAGAGAAAAAAUUCAUUGAGGUCCAAAAAGUUCUGAGUGCUGCUGAAGCUAUGGAUGUUGUUCCCUGUGAACCAAAUAGCAAGUCCAAACAAACUGGUCACCCUAUAAAUGGAAGCAACCGCGACGUCUCAACAUGCGGUGCUCUCCACUCCAUUGGAUCAGAUUUAACACGAAUGAAAGUGACAUCUGAUACAAAUAAUACUGAAACCUGGAGUGGACCGAAAAUGCUAAAGGCAAAAGAGCCAGGGAGCACUCCAACAAGCAGGCCAGUUGCUUCAAGAGAGAGUUUUGCGUACGGCAAAGAGAACAGCACAGCAAAUGGAAAUGGAAUUGCAAAUGAAGGCGACAUCACCGAUACAAUUAUCUGCAGUAGGUCCUCUCAAGACAAACGCCCUAGGAAAACAAGCGCGGUCAAGGAACCUAUCCUUCAAAGUAUGAAGCGUCAGAAAUCUCAGGCUCCGUGAACCUGAUUUAUGGAUUGUUCAGUAUUUGUGGAUGAGACGAACAAAAGCUUAUACGCAUCUUAAUCGUAUAUACCGUACAAUUAAACAUUUGGUAAUCUUACAGUCGCAUAGACAACGCUUUGUUAGAAAGAAAAAAAAAAAAAAAAACUCGUGGUCUGUUUUCAUGGCCCACUCUUCAGUAAUUGGCUUUCGUCUAGUAGUAUUGCAAUUUUUCUUCGUGGUUUUUCUUACAAAUUUUAUUUUAUAAAACGGCUCCCGUCGCCUGAUUUUCCAGCUUCUUCUAGUCGUUGUAGUUUCAUCAUCUUCCACUUCAUUACGCGGGCCCAAGGUUUGUAAUAUACUGUAUUUUAUGAAGUUACUAAUUAUACGUAACUCCAGAUGUUAAAUUCAUUAGAAUUUAAUUAAUACUAGUAAAGUUUGAAAGUUUGAUUGAA
This is a messenger RNA of Cicer arietinum (chickpea), 2584 nucleotides long. RefSeq names its product meiosis-specific protein ASY1. Lineage: Eukaryota; Viridiplantae; Streptophyta; Magnoliopsida; Fabales; Fabaceae. The record is from RefSeq and is a predicted model, not a curated record.